Molecule: messenger RNA, 4573 nt
Organism: Syngnathus typhle (broad-nosed pipefish)
Lineage: Eukaryota; Metazoa; Chordata; Actinopteri; Syngnathiformes; Syngnathidae
Gene: mapk4
Product: mitogen-activated protein kinase 4
Exons: 10
Coding region: 1633-3618 (661 amino acids)
Biological process (GO): cell surface receptor signaling pathway; intracellular signal transduction; protein phosphorylation
Cellular component (GO): nucleus; cytoplasm
Molecular function (GO): MAP kinase activity; ATP binding
Source: RefSeq, a predicted model, not a curated record
UCUCCCUUUCUUCCUUUUGUGAUUGUAUUGUGCAUCCACUCUGCGACGUGAGCACUUAUUGUUUGAGAAAAGGCUAAAUAAUUGGUGCACUUUAUUCACAUUUUAUUCAAGCAGUGUUUUAGUAAUGCCGAAAAGGGGUACACAGCACGCGCGCACACACGCACGCAGCUGCUGCAUGAAGUCACAAAAAAAAGAUGCAGUCGAGCUUUAAUGCUGACACUUGCAAAUACAACGGAAGGCAACACAUUUCCCAUAUACAAUAAUAAUAUUUUCCGGGGUCAUCAUAUAAAAAUCUUAACUGCUCGGGCAAUAUUGAAGUCACACAAGUUAAUUGCUAUUUUUAGUAUGGCUCUUAAGGUCUGCAGACUCGGAUCCACUAUUGGAGUCCAUGAGUUCAUAAUAAAUAUUGUAAACCGUUAUGCUGCACGUGAAUGGAAAAAGCUGCCAAUCAAGAGAGAAUCCUUUAAAAUCCACAUUAAAAACUUUGCCCCCCACCAAAUUCCUUUGAUAAAAUCAAAUUCUCAAUGCUGUGGUCAUUUUAGAAACCUACUUUUAUUUCUUUAUUUUUAAUGCUAAAAAGCAGUAAAACAAAUACAGACCAAUGCUAUCUUGAUCAACAUGUCAUGUCACCAAACACAAGAGACUGAACUAACCUGUUUACAAACAUUUAAAUCAAGUAUUUUUAAUGAUCCUUCUUUGAGACGCAGGUCUCAAGAUGUGUGAACUGCUUUCUUAAAUUGCGUUAAGUUGUACAUCCUGCUCUAAUGUAGAAUCAGACAUAUCUUUUCUUCAUUUUUCAUAACGUUCUCUUCUGAAUAACAAAAAAUAUCCACUUUUAAGUCAUUUUGUGGAACUAAUAUGUAUGAUGUUGUUGCAUAAGCUGCUGAAGUCUCUCUCUCAAUCUCUCGGUCUCUCUCUCUUUCUCUCUGUCUCUCUUUUUCACUCUCUCUCUCUCUCUCUCUCUCUCUCACACACACACACACACACACACACACAUGCGUACGCACUCACACAAAGCGCCAUCUCCAGUCGUGAUGCAUUAUUUAUGAAGUUAGUCUGCACCUCCCAUCCAGCACCACUAUAUGCAGCCUUUCUGGUUUUGUCUCUGUCUCUCUGUCUCCCUGUCUCUCUGUCUCUCUCUCUUUCUCUCUCUCUCUCUCUCUUUCUCUCUCUCUUUCUCUCUCUCUCUCUCUCUCUCUCUCACUCAUUUGAUCUCUUCUGCAAAUAUUAUUCUUUGUUGAAUGAGUUGUCUGACAAUGCCACUCCAAACUAGGCACUCCUGUGUUUGAAAAGGCGUAAUGCCUUUAGCUGCAGUCCUCGUACUGGAUCUAACAUAUAUGAUCGUAGCGCUGCUGUAACUGAAGACUCUGCAGACUGUUGCUGUGUGACUUUCACCUGUCUUCCUUUCCCUCCGCCCUCCUGCAGCCGCGGUGCCAGAUGCGCUGGCUGACUGAAGCUCGUAGUGGGGUGCUGAAAUGCCUCCAGCUCAGAGUGUCAGCUACCGGAAGCUGAAGGAGGAAGAAGACAAUACUUUUGUAGAUGUCCAUUAUGCAGCUGUUUCUAUGGAUACUUGAGCAGAGUUGAUGAGUGUCCUGCAGAUGUUGGCAUAAGUUAUAAGGCAAGUCAUCAAUCAUGGCCAGACAAGACUUCCUCCACGGCUUCGACAUCAGCGCCCAUUUUGUCGACAUCAGGCUCCUCGGCGCCGGCGGUACAGGUCCGGUCCUGUCGGCCGUGGACCAGCACACCGGACGUCGUGUGGCCAUCAAGAAGUUGGCCAUGCGUGAUGCUGUCUCAGUGAAGCACGCGCUAAGAGAGGUGAAGAUUACCCACCGGCUGCGUCAUGAGAAUGUGGUCCGGGUAUACAAAGUCCUGGCGCCACACGGACAACCGCCUGCCAGAGACCCUGCCCAGCUCGGCGCCCUGUAUGUCAUCCAGGAGUGCAUGGAAACAGAUUUGGCUCGGGUGCUGGAGCAAGGAGCACUAUCGACAGGUCACGCCACAUUGCUGUUCUACCAGCUGCUGAGGGGCCUCAAGUUCAUCCACUCGUCCAACGUGCUGCACAGAGACCUGAAACCUGCCAACAUCUUCAUCAACACUGACCAACUGCUGCUCAAGAUCGGAGACUUCGGCCUGGCCCGGAUAGUCGACCCCCACUAUUCUCAUAAGGGCUAUCUGUCCGAGGGUCUGGUCACCAAGUGGUAUUGUUCCCCACGUCUGCUGCUGUCCCCUAAUAACUACUCCAAGGCGAUUGACAUGUGGGCCGCAGGCUGCAUCCUGGCUGAGAUGCUCACUGGACGCAUGCUCUUUGCAGGAGCUCAUGAGCUGGAACAGAUGCAGCUGAUUCUCGACACUGUGCCAGUAAUGAGAGACGAGGACAGACAGGACCUGUUACAGGUGAUGCCUUUGUGUAUUAAUCAUGGCUGGAAAGUCAAGAAGCCGUUUUCUGUGCUGUUGCCUGAAGUGAAUGCAGAAGCUGUGGACUUCUUGGAGCAAAUCCUGACCUUCAACCCCAUUGACCGUCUGACGGCCGAGGCGGCGCUGUCCCACCCCUUUCUGUGCCAGUACACUUGCCCUGAGGACGAGCCCACCUCGUCGCACCCCUUCCGCAUUGAGGAUGAACUGGAAGAUAAUCUCGUCAUGGGACACAGUCUCAGUAACAGUCUGAGCCGGGCCUCCAGCAUCCACUGGGACAGCUUAUCAACAGAUGUGUGCUGGCCACAGUUAGGCGGGAUCUGUGGAUGCAUGCCUUCCGGUCACAUGACCUCAGAUAUUGAGAGCACGACAGAAGAAGAGGAAGUGCAGAGGGACCCGCGAGCCAGCUGCACCUCACUUCUAGAGGAGGCCCAGGUUGACCCACGUAAAUAUUCUCACAGCAGCUCCGCCGAACGCUACCUGGAGCACUCCCACUCCUCUCUGGACCGGGUUUGCGGUUUCAGCGAUCUGGAUUGUGGCCGCUCGUGCGACUACAAGGUGGGCUCGCCGUCCUAUCUGGACCGGAUCGCGUGGCGGGAUGGCAAACCUCUGCACUACUCGGAACCCCGCCUCAUUCUGGAUUUAUCUCACUGGAAGCUCAACACAAGCACCCCGCCAGAGCCCCUUCAUCCGCUCGGUGGAAGCGUGGAGGACGUGAGAGAGAUAAAAGUGGAAGACCAGGUUGUAGGAACUGGGACGGGGGAUUUAUUUCAAGAGAUCUCCCGCUGGGUGGAGAGCACCCAAUCCCGUCUGGACUCACCCAGUCCGAGUCCAUCUCUGGAGCGGGACUCCUGCUACCCCUCCUCCCCACCUCUCCCGCCGUCCCCCACAGAGAUCCCGGACGUGGAGCCUCAUCACGUCACCAAUGAGGACAGCCCCUUUCCGCCCGUCACCACUCCAUCUCUUUGCUCCCUCCAUCCCUCCAUUCCCACCUCUCCUAUUCUUCCUCCUGAAACUCUCUCCACUACCACCACCUCCAAAUGCUCAGACGUCCAACCCGACGAAUCCCUUCCCGUCAAACAGAAAGAACGCUUCUUUGACUUGGACGUGUUCAUCGCCCGAGCGUUGAAGCUGUGCCGACAAACUAAGGAGAAAGUUGACGGGAAAGGGCGGCGGGAGGAGAGCAAACAAGUGAGCAUCAACUGAAGGUUUUUAUCUUCUUUGAACUUUCUUUCCUAGUACUGCAGUGUUCCCCCUCUGUGGUUCAUCGUUUAUUCCACGUGAACUUUGUAGCUGUCGUGUGCUCUUUAUAGAUUUGUUGAAUCGCAUCUUAUGUGCAUUUGCAGUGCAAUGCUUCACCUUUUUAGUCUCAUGGAACUAUUUUGCAAUACACGGCACAAAACAACAAACUUUAACAGAACUCCUGAUGGAAACAACACAUUUUAACAACACAAACCCUUCAUUAUAUUAUUGGAAAUGCUAAUUUUAUGCAUCUCACGCUCAUAAGAAAAGACAUUCUAACAAGGUUAAUAAUCGUGCUGACGUGUGCCUAACCCUGAAAUGAGUUGCAUAUGCUUGAUCUUUUUCUUCAAGGGUGCAAUAAAGAUUAUUAUUAUUAUUAUUUACGAUAACUUCGGUACACAAAACACAUGCAUUCAGUGUAAAAAUUGAUAAAGAGAAAACGUUUUAUUUACAGUAGACAUACAACACGUUUGAACUCACAAGCACAGUUGGUAUUGUUGGAUUUUUAUUCUCUGGUAAAUAUUCAGUAAGGUGCUGCAAAGUCAACUAAUCUCACUGACUAUUCCGGUCCAAUGAGCACAUUUUUUUUUCUUCUGUAUACUACUUUCCACAAAACCAGCAAUAACGUCUCGCGCACACAAAUUGAACACAUGGUUACUGAGCUCCUUUUCUAUUAAAUGAAGAAAUGCAGCAAUCGUACGUGCCUCUGUACAGCUCAAUGCUUCCCAGCUUGCUGAAUGUAAACACAGACCCCAAAUCGCAAUCUGCAUGCCUUGAGAGUAAUGCAAAUAUGUUUAACUUCACGUGUCCUUCCUGCAGGCUUUUUCUACUCUUUCAUUUUGGUAAAUAGGUUUGAAUGCUAAGUGCUGAUUGUUUUUGCAACUUUUUGUUGGGAAAAUAAUAAAAAUAAUACAAAACA